CCCAUCCCAUCGAAGGUUGUCAAGUAAGACCACGUCCAUCCAUUGGGAGAUCGACAGUGCAUGAAUCCAUUCUCUCGCGGCAACAGACGUUGCGGGGGCUGCCUCAUCCGGAAAAUAGGGCUUGGGGUGUGUUGUCUUUCUACCCUAUGCCCUACCUUCCUGAUCGAGACGCGGCUGACGCGUGGACCCUCGGCAUCCAUCGCCAUCGAACGCCGACAAGAGACCGGAUCGAAGCGCAAGACGAAGCAGCAAGUGGAAUCCAAGCAUCAGGGCCUCUUCUGCUGCCAUGAUUCUCCUAUCUGACCUCUCGUCCCGCCGGUUCUAAUUGGAAUUCGAGGCCGCGUCCACCGGAGGAGGUCCGCCCUCCGCUGCAACCAUGUAUCAUCUGGCCAAGUCGCUGUAUAUGUACGCUACCAGCAAGGAGGAAUACUCCGUUCUCCUCCUCGGUCUCGACAACGCAGGCAAAACCACCCUCCUCUCCCAAAUUAAAGCCCUCUACCAACCUCGAUCCGAUGGCACCCCCGCCCCCAACCCCGGUAAAACCGUCCCCACGGUCGGCCAAAACGUCGCGACCAUCUCCCUACCAGACAUGUACCUGAAGAUAUGGGAUGUGGGGGGACAAAUCACCAUGCGGAAUCUCUGGCAAAGCUACUACUCCAGCUGUCACGCCAUCAUCUUCGUCGUUGAUAGCGCCGACGUCGGCCAAGACCCAGACAUCACUCGGCUUCCUAGUCGACGACCGAGCUCUGCCUCCGGCCCGUCGAGCAACCAUCCCAGUGUGUUUACAGAGGAAAUGGUGGGGAUUAAUGCGCCCGGGAGCGACUUCGGUCGGCUGGACGAAUGUCGUCAGGUGCUGGAGUCUGUGUUACAGAAUGCUGAUGUGGCCGGGGUGCCGAUUCUGGUGCUUGCUAAUAAGCAGGAUCGGGAGGAUUCGGUGGAGGUUGUUCGUAUUAAGGAGGGGUUUGUGCGUAAGGUGUUUGAGGGGGAGACUGGGGCGGGGGUCCGCGAUAGUCGUGUCUUGCCGGUUAGUGCGUUGAUGGGAUCGGGUGUCCAGGAGGCGGUGGAAUGGGUGCAGACAAGAGUCAAGUGGAAUAAGGAGGGGAGGCCGCCGUUGAUGAAGUGAUGGGGGGUGGUGAUUCAGGUGAUGAGUAUAGAUCUGUGAGAAGUGUUGCGGGGAUUUUCCGCGCGUGCUUUAAGCUUUUGUUAUGAGGUUGUUUUCUGGCGUUAUGAGGUCUAUGUGAAUACUGGAAGAUACCUGAUUGUUGCAUUAAUUUGAUUUCCAUGUUAUUAUUGUUGCGGAUGAUACAUGACUGUAGAU
Messenger RNA from Aspergillus sclerotioniger CBS 115572, 1318 nucleotides. RefSeq names its product ADP-ribosylation factor family protein. The transcript is spliced from 2 exons. Gene Ontology annotation, biological process: protein localization to organelle; Golgi to plasma membrane protein transport; intracellular protein transport. The coding region runs from base 377 to 1123 and encodes 248 amino acids. The record is from RefSeq and is a predicted model, not a curated record. Gene Ontology annotation, cellular component: Golgi apparatus. Gene Ontology annotation, molecular function: GTPase activity; GTP binding. Lineage: Eukaryota; Fungi; Ascomycota; Eurotiomycetes; Eurotiales; Aspergillaceae.